Erinaceus europaeus (western European hedgehog) is the source of this 3451-nucleotide messenger RNA. RefSeq names its product zinc finger protein 709-like. The record is from RefSeq and is a predicted model, not a curated record. Bases 946 to 2586 code for a protein of 546 amino acids. NCBI's taxonomy places the organism in Eukaryota, Metazoa, Chordata, Mammalia, Eulipotyphla, Erinaceidae. Gene Ontology annotation, biological process: negative regulation of transcription by RNA polymerase II; regulation of cytokine production; regulation of immune system process. The transcript has 5 exons.
AAAAAUUAAAAAAUAAAGUCGUUGAAAACAAGAAAAUAUUUUUAUUGGUUGAUUUUGGCUGGAGUCAGAGAGAAACUGGGAAGGUAGUGGGAGAUAAAGAGAGACAGAGAGAUACACAUGCAAUGCUGCUGUUCUGGUCUUUAUGCUAUUUACCCCAUCCAGAAAGGAGAUUUUCAAUAGAUCACCUAUCAGUACAUUUUAUUAUCCCCCAAUACUAUCAUUCUAGUUAUCCUUUUUUUUUUUUUACUCCUAUUUAAUAUGUAUUUGUAGCUAGGAUUUGACGAAAAUCAGUCUAUUUUAAUUUGUUAAUAAUGAUUUGACAGUGGUAUUGAAUUAUAAUAUUUCAGGGGUGUACUUUCUCAAAUUCUUGUUUAAGUUAGUGUUCCAUGCACACUUAAGUUGAGACUUGGAUUAAGCAGAAAGACUGUCAGGCAGUUUAGCAGAGUUUAGCGCAGGCUUUAGUUGAUAGAGACGUUAGAAGGUCUGCUCUGCUCCUCAUGGAUCUGGGUGAGGCAGGUCAGUACAGUUCACAGUCCCCAUUGAAACAGCAAACUUUGCCAGUUGGGAAGAGCUUAAAAAUAGGCAGGAGACACUCAACUGUGUGGGCUCCAUAGAGGUUGUCAUUGUCACUGACUGUCUCCUUGUAACAGUGAAAGACUAGAAAGCUGAGCCUUUUCUGUUUAUAAUGUCCUACCAGUAGGUGCAGUGCCGUCAAGUGAUAAAGCUGUGCUGCUGGAUCCAAAGCCUAUUCUGAAGGUGCUGCUGUGACUACAGUUCAUCUUGUGGCCUGAAAAGGAAGUCAGAAGAGGAGGAGGGAUUGGUGGCUCUUCAAGUGCAGUGCUGCCCAGAAAAGAGGCCUUGAUGGUGGAUUAAAAUCCUAGUCUGAAGCUCCUGCUAUGAUUUCUCUUCAUUUUUUGGCCUAAAAGAAAACUGAAAGAGGAAGGAAUGGCAGUUUCUCAGUGCUCAGUGACCCAUGAAGACGUAACUGUGAUAUUCACUCAAGAGGAGUGGGCACUAUUAAAUCCUUCAGAGAAGAAACUCUACAGAGAUGUGAUGUGGGAAACCAUUGUGAACUUUGUCUCAAUAGGCAAAUUACAAGGGGAUCAUUCUACAAAAGAGCAGCAUAACCACCAAGGAAAUAAACAAAGCAAUAUAGUCAAAAUCACUGACGCCAAAGAAAGAAGUCAAGAUGGUGAACAACCUGAAGAACGUGAAGUAGACAAUCAAGUAUUCACUUAUUGUAGUUAUCUUCAAAAGCAGAAAAUAAUUCCCAUUGUAGAGAAAUCUUAUGAAUGUAAAGAAUGUAGUAAAACAUUCAGGCGAUCCAGUCAUCUUCAGAUACAUGAAAGAACUCACAGUGGAGACAAACCCUUUGAAUGUAAACAGUGUACUAAAACAUUCAGUCGAUCUUAUAGUCUUCAGAUACAUGAAAGAAUUCACAAUGGAGCGAAGCCCUAUGAAUGUAAACAAUGUAGUAAAACAUUCCGUCAGUCAAGUCAUCUUCGGACACAUGAAAGAACUCACAAUGGAGAGAAACCCAACAAAUGGAAACAGUAUGCUAAAACAUUUUCCUCUUUUCGGAAUCAUGAAUUGACUCAUAGUGGAGAUAAAUCCUAUGAAUGUAAACAAUGUCAUAAAGCAUUUAGAUUUUACAGUUCUUUUAAGACUCAUGAAAGCAUUCACAGUGGUGACAAACCCUAUGGAUGUAAACAAUGUAGUAAAACAUUUAAUCAAUUAGGUAAUCUUCGAAUACAUGAAAGAAUUCACACUGGAGAAAAACCCUAUGAAUGUAAACAAUGUACUAAAACAUUCAGUCAAUUAUCUAAUCUUCGAACACAUGAAAGAAUUCACACUGGAGAAAAACCCUAUGAAUGUAAACAAUGUAGUAAAACAUUCAGUGAAUUCAGUCUUCUUAGGACACACAAAAGAACACACAGAGGAUUGAAACACUACGAAUGUAAACUGUGUACUAAAACAUUCCGUGGACUCAGUCGUCUUCGGAUACAUGAAAGAAUUCACACUGGAGACAAACCCUAUGAAUGUAAACAAUGUCAUAAAGCAUUUAGGGAAUCCAGUUGUCUUAGGAAGCAUAAAAGAAUUCACAGUGGUGAAAAACCCUAUGAAUGUAAGCAAUGUAGUAAAACAUUCACUCAAUUAUGUAAUCUCCGAACACAUGAACGAAUUCACACUGGAGAAAAACCCUAUGAAUGUAAACAAUGUAGUAAAACAUUCAGCCAAUCAUGUUCUCUUCGGAUACAUGAAAGAACUCACAGUGCAGAGAAACCUUAUGAAUGCACACAAUGUAAUAAAACAUUCAGAGAUUCCAGUACUUUUAGGAGACAUGAAAGAUCUCACAGUGGAGAGAAACCUUAUGAAUGUACACAAUGUAGUAAAAGGUUCACUUGUUCCCGUUAUUGUCAGAGACAUGAAAGAACUCACAGAGAGAAACCUUAUGAAUGUGAACAAAGCAGUAAAGCCCCAGAAUGUCCCUCUACUCUUCAGGUAUAUGAAAGAAGGCACAGUGGAGAGAAACCCUAUGAAUGUAAAGACUACAGUCAAGUUUUCCUUUAUGUCACUACUAAUUGAGCAUAUGAAAAUAGGCACCAUGUCAAUGAGAGUCAAAUCAGUAAUCUUGGAAGAAACGAAAUCGCUGACAGUGGAGAGAAAUAAUAAUGACAUUUUAAAUGAUUGGAGAUUACAGUUCGAUAUGAACAAGUGAACACACCUGUGACUAUUAUAUAAAUGUAAGGAAUUUAAGCAUUUUAAUUCUAAUACUAUGAGAAGCCUUUAUGGUACCUAAACUUUAUUAAAUUUGAAUACUGAUUAAAUAUUCAAAUAGAAUGACAUUUUCACACAUCUGAAUUACUAACAUUAGAAAAAAUAUCAGUGUAGUAGACCUUAUAGAAAUACAUUAUUCGGGAGUCGGGCUGUAGCGCAGCGGGUUAAGCGCAGGUGGCGCUAAGCACAAGGACCCGCAUAGGGAUCCUGGUUCAAGCCCUGGCUCCCCACCUGCAGGGGUGUCGCUUCACAAGCGGUGAAACUGGUCUGCAGGUGUCUUUCUCUCCUUCUCUCUGUCUUCCCCCUCCCCUCUUCAUUUCUCUCUGUCCUAUCCAACAACAAUGACAACAAUAAUAACUACAACAAUAAAACAACAAGGGCAACAAAAGGGAAUAAAUAAAUAAAAAUAAAAAAAAAAGAAAUACAUUAUUCAACUACUAAAUAAUUCAUAAUGAAGUAAACUUAUUGAAUGUAAAUCAGUUGAAUAGUAAUAGGUACUUUGUGAACCUUUAUAUUUUUUGCAGAAGUUGUAUCAAUCGUGUGGAAAAGUACUUUUGUUCUAUAAUUUUGAUUCUCAGGUUAUAAGCAGUGAAGGAGGGCUUCAGAUGUCUCUGCCCUCUUUCCUUUCAAUUCUUAUCUACCUAUCAAAGAAAAUAAAAGUUUUAAAAAUUAA